AUGGAUUAUCAUGAGGAAAUAAUAGUCCCAUCAACUCGUAAACCCACUGAACGAUGCGUCUACGUUCGUCUUCUCCUUUCUAUUUCUCCUGUUGUUAGUACACUAGCAUGGCAAUUUAACAAUCCUGCUCCUAAAAAAAAACUCUUAGAGAAAUUCAGAAAGAAAGAGGAAGAAGCAAUGAAAAAACGUAACAGGAUACGUGAAAUGCGCAACAAGUUUGCCACAAAUAAAGCCCGAAUCUAUUUCAAGCAAUCGUGUAAUUACUCACCUAAUAAUGCUACUAUAAAUGUGGUGUCAAAGCCUGCAGAAAAGGUUCGACCGUGGCUUGGAAUAUGGAUUGUAUAA
Funneliformis geosporum is the source of this 345-nucleotide messenger RNA. The record is from the annotation of a GenBank genome assembly. NCBI's taxonomy places the organism in Eukaryota, Fungi, Glomeromycota, Glomeromycetes, Glomerales, Glomeraceae.